Messenger RNA from Lates calcarifer (barramundi perch), 5508 nucleotides. It is a transcript of the gene il11ra, whose product is annotated as interleukin 11 receptor, alpha. NCBI's taxonomy places the organism in Eukaryota, Metazoa, Chordata, Actinopteri, Centropomidae. The transcript has 12 exons. Gene Ontology annotation, biological process: cytokine-mediated signaling pathway. The record is from RefSeq and is a predicted model, not a curated record. Gene Ontology annotation, cellular component: external side of plasma membrane; membrane. Bases 165 to 1358 code for a protein of 397 amino acids. Gene Ontology annotation, molecular function: protein binding; cytokine receptor activity.
CCUCCUUCCUCCCCUCCUUCUCCUUCUAGUCCGACUUUGUUGCUCUCCUGCCCCGCUAGUCCGUCUCUGGUCUCUCCGGGGAACCGAAGAACACCUCGACAAAGUCUCAACCAUGGAAGGCGACAACAUAAUAAUGCCUGUUUGACUCGGGGAUAGUUUCCAAGAUGCCAGGCCUUUUGUCCAGUCCUGUGUGUCUGACAGUCAUCUGGUUUUUAUCUUGGUCGCUGCGUCCUAGUUGUGCUCAGAUUUUGACCGAUGAAGUGUCAGGUGUGCAGUAUGGGCACUUGGAGUCAAAUGUGACACUGGCAUGCGGGAAGUCGCAAAUCAGGAUACCUGUGGUCUGGCAUCUCAACCACAGCUCAGUGUUGCCAUGGCACAAAGUGACAUCAGAUGGAUCCUUAGUCCUGAUGCACGUCGACCACUCGGCACAGGGCAUCUACAGCUGCUAUGAUAACCAGGGACUGCUCCUUCACUCCGUCAAACUCAGGCUGGGUCAUCCCCCAGGGCUGUUGAGUGUUUCCUGUCAAGUGCCCAAUCACACGUAUGUUCGCUGCUCCUGGGUGGAAUCUGUAGCGACCUUCCUGCCAGCCCAGUACAAUGCCUCCUUCAGGGGCAGUGGGCAGGAGUGGAGGCCAUGUGUCGUGGAUAUUGUCCGCAAGCACUGUGAUGUAGAUCGUCCUGCCUUCUGGCAGACCAUCCAUACCCUUAGAAUCACUGCGACCAAUGCCCUUGGGUCUGAGACAACAUAUGCGCGGUUUAAGUUACAUGAACUAUUGAAACCAGACCCUCCAGAGUCAGUGUUGGUGAACGAACUAGAAGGCUUUCCAAAGAGGCUGAUUGUCUCAUGGACCUUUCCUGCCUCCUGGCCACUGCAUGACGCUUUCCCCCUAGUGUUUCAGAUCAGAUACAGGCCGCUGGGCUCUAUGUACUGGUCAGAGAUCUACUCAGAGGAGAGUCCAGUUGUGAUAUUUGACGCUCUGGCUGGCCACCUCCACCAGGUGCAGAUCCGAGCCCGCGAUGAGGUGAACGCUGAGAGCCAGUGGAGUGAAUGGAGUCCCCUGCUUCUAGCCCGGCCCUGGGAAGUCUUUACCACCCCAUACCCAACAGAGGAGGUCCCCCCAGAGCUCUUCUUUCCCAUCAACACAAAGCCUGAAACCUCAACUGCAAAAUCACACAAUCCUGUACUUGAGGAUGAAGGUAGUUUGGGUUUGGUGAUUCUGCUGGUUUUGUUCUCCGUGGUCAUCCUCAUCACCGUCCUUUCCCUCAUCUAUGUCAUGUGGGUGAGGCAGAGGCGGCGCGAUCAUGUGACCAAACAGGAACUCACCUCUAUGGUCAAGAUGAAGUCCAUGCCAAUUUAAUGUUGAUUUCAAGCUUUUCCUCAUCGGCCCGUUCUAGGGCUCCUCCCAAGAGUCAGCCUCUGCCGUUACCACUGUAGCAUGCUGACGGUCUGCAUUCAAAUACAUUAACCACAAUGCAUCAGUCAAGAGUCCACACAGGAUCCAGGACAGCAGGGACAAACCUAUACAGUGAGCUGCAGAGUGGGGUAAAGUUGCCCAGUUUAUAAAAGCUGACUGAAGGGCAGGUUUGACAUAAAUUGAACGUGCUAGGAUUUUCCUGGACAUGUUCAGUGGUUACAUCCAAUGGCACUACCCAGAAUGCAUCAGCAGACUCUAUCUACUGUCCAUGGGGACAUGGAAAACAGCCCCAAUUCUGUUUCUUCACUUCAGCAGUGUCACUGCAGUUCACUCCUCAGCGGACUGUAGGAGCAACACUGCACCCAGGACAUUUGAGUUCACUCACUACCGAUGCUGCUUAAGGUGGACUGACUCCUCAACCCCUUUGGAGAGGGGUGACAUAAUUUUUAUCUUUUGAAAUUUUGAGCAACAAGUAAUGACAGGAAGUGCAGCUGCCAAACAGGAGAACAUAGGUUUGUUUUUGUGGGAAGAAGAUUUUUUUUGUGGGACAACUUAGUCCUCUUCUCCAACUCAGAACUCCUCACUUUCUUUUAUUUUAUUUUUUUUAGAUUCAUUGUGAGACAGAUUGAUGUGUGUCCAUUAUUACAUCGACUGACCGACCGACUCGAUGCUGUGAAGGAAGCAUAACUUCUGCCAGUCUCUCUGUGUGUGUGUCUGAUGCCAAAGCAGCAACUACGGGCAUUAUGGUCUCAGCUGAGAGGGGCAGAAAGCGACCUGUUACUGGUUCCUGACAUGGGGGAUAGACAUGGAGAAUAAGGUCCAGGGUGGGCAUGCUGGGUUAUUAAGACUUUUAUUUCAUUUAUGACAAGUGAUUUUAUGUUGCAUGAUGUGAUUGUUUUGUUGUCUAAUGUCUUUAGAACAGGUGUUAUUUAGUUUCUUUUGUUAUACCUCUUUCUGUCCAUCCAUCCACUCCUGAAUGUGUGCAAAGAAAGACACACAUGAAGAGAAAGAGAUAAGAAAAGAGAUACUGGCCUAUCACAAACCACCAGCAUUAUUAUACUUAGUUAGCUAGAGAAUAUUAAACCAUAAAUAUUCAUCUUUCAUCUAGACUCCAAAGAACCCCUGAUACCUUAUUGAAAAUAGUUGUAUGUCAGCAUAAGAGACUAAACACGGUCUGCCCAUUCACAAAUUAAAGUCAAACCUAGUCAAGUUAAAUCAAAUCUGUUUUGAUUAAUACAUGAACAGAUUCAGAUGUGUUAGAAUUGCUGUCAAUCCACUAAUGGAUUGAGUGACUAAUUGUUUCAUUGUUACAAUAUUAAAAGCUUUGUCAGCCAGGUUAUGUACACAUGGUCAUAUAGUGCAUAGAAAAAACAUUUUAAGAAGCGUUCAUCACUAAAACUUUUUGUUUUAGUAAUUUGUUUUAGGCCAUAUGUAUUGAGAAUUUAAAUCAGUUGCACAAAAUAUUAAUGAUAAAAUAAAAAAAGAAAGAUUUUAGAUUCAAAGGUAGAGCAUGUUACAACAAGCUUGUUUAUUUAGAGAAGUAUGAGGAGACAAAAGUUAGUUAGCUAAAAGUUUUAAAGCACAGAAUACAUUGAGAAAUAUCCUUUAAAGUCCUGAAAUGAAAUGAAAAGAACAAACAAGUUUAUUGGUGCAACUCACAUCUAACCUUGUCAUGGUGUUCUUUUCACAUGAUGAGUGGACUCUCACAAUCACUGCUACCAUCACUGCACCACCAGAAAAUGGAGACAGAUCAUGAAAUGGUCUGUGGAUGAUUUCUGUGGAAACAUUUAGCAGUAUAUGUUCAUGUAUUCAACAAUAAAUAGCUGAAAAAUACAUAGUAGUAGAUUUACACUACGGUAAAUGAUGGUGAUACUUUAUUUUUUGAGGGAAAUGGUAAAGUUUAGGAGGAUAUAAACAGUGGGGCAUUGACAGAUAUCGAUCACAGAAACAGUAGGCAUGUGUAGCUGAACAUAGUGAUUGUACUAGUUUACUUGGCAAGAACAUCGCCAUCCGCUUGACUGACAAAUCAGGGGACUCUUGUCUUACCAGUCAAGCUUUCAUCCAGUGCUCAGUUAUCCCAUGCAGGUGGAGUUUAUGUAGCUGAAUCAGAGCAUGUUUGUUGGUGGGUGUGUACAUAAGAUGAGCACUAAGAUGAUGACCUGACAAGAGCAACUCUCGCUCACUGUAUUUGUGUCUCACUGACCCACCAACUCACGGAGAAAGACAGACUUCUGGGUGGCUAGUGCUUAAAAAGCCCCAUAUACCUCUAGUACAGUACAGUGUAUCUGGUUUAGCUCUGCUUUUGACGCCUGUACCUACAAACCUUGUGUCCCCGCUAAGUUUGUAACACAGAUAUAAGUGAGAGGCUGGACUGCUUGAGAGGGCAGCUCAUGUUGAAAACAUUUCUUUCUUCCUUUGUUUCUGUUGGUCUAGUCGUUUUAUUCUGUUGAUCCAAAGCUGUGUAGUUCUGAACCAGUUGAUUGAUCGAUUGACUGACUGACUGUGUAGUUUGUAUCAGAAACACAAGGUGCACCUAAGUCGAACUUUUUCCAGUUUGACGACUGUAUGUUCUCUCAAGCUAGCUCCACAUAUUAUGCAUGAAUCCAGUUGAAGCUUUUUUUGUAUAUUGUUGUAUAUCACACUUUAAAAAAUUACAUAUGUACGUUAUAAGUGAUGUUUAUAUGUAGAGAGAAAAAAGAAACAUAUUCUUUGGGGUAGUUUCACAGACAUGGUUUUAACUCAGCAGACAAAUAAGCAGUUAAAAGCAGUUGGUGACACCAUGCAAAUAUUGAAUCCAAAUUAUAUAUUGUAGGUCAGUACUGAAUCCCUUACACACAUUGAAAGAUAACACAAUUUUCUUACAAGGAAAGUGAUCAGAGCAAAUGGCAGUAAAUGUUCAGUCAGUCCCCAGAUUAUGUCUCCUUUGAGAUUUCUGUAGAACAUUGCAUUGCAAAAUCCUCAAGUGACUGAAGGGAGAUUCCCAUUGAAAAAUAGCCCUAGAGACUGAGGAUAAUCCAUGUCUGGAGAGGCUUCCCAGCAUUUAUGUAUUUGUGUCUCUUCUCCCCAGUUAUAUGAAGCUGUGUUACUGUACGAUUACUGUAUGGACAAUGUGUUUACCGGAUUCAUCUUCAUCCAACUUGCAUUUCUUUUAAAUGUGUUCAUUUUCAUUCAUUUGAACCACAAAUAAUUAUUUUUUCUUUUCUUAUUUUAAUUGCAACUCUUCCUGAUUUUCAGUGGCAACACUCACCAUGAAAGUAAGACUUUCAUUUUCCAAAUUAUAUUUUGUUUACUUUGAGAAAUUUGUCCUUUGUAGUUAUAUAUCCAAUCGAUAUGAGCUCCAAAAGGAUAAAUUACAUUAAUUUUUAGAUCCUGGCUAAAAUACAAAGUCUAAAUACAUCCAUUCAUUCUUUUAAAUUGAUUUUUAAAAACUGGCAGUUGAUAUCCUAGUACUGAAUGAAUGUAUGUAUGUACUUUUAAUCUUAAUAUUGGUGGUAAUAAUAAUCUUAACAUUAAAGAUUAAAAUGUUCCUUUUCAACACCUGGAUAGUUAACUAUUUUGUGAACCAGCUACCUGCCGAAAUUAGUUAUUUUGUAAUAACUGCUGGGUUUCAACUAACAAAAUGAAUAUUUUCCAAUCUAAACAACAAAAUAAAAGUCAGAAAUUAAUUUCAGGUGUCUGCCUAAAAGAUUUUUAUAAUAUAUUUUUCAAAUUUUCAGGUCAGAUUAUAUAGACCAUCCAUCACAUUGAAUUAAAUGUGGGUAAUGUGCAGUAUCCGUAAGUGAUCUGUUUUCUUUCUGCACCAUCUGUGACUAUCGAUUGCCACCUUUCUCUUUCACUUUAGUGGUGUUUUCUCUGUUUUUGUGGACGCACUUGUGGUAUUUUCAGUCUUUCCAUGUUCCUCUGCAGUAUGUGAUAGCAGAUGGAGCCUGUUGGUUUUAGUUCUUAUAACUCAAAUUACACUCAGGCAUCCAUUCUCAGAUGUACAUAGUCUUUUUUUUCUUUUUUGCUUCAUGUGUACGACAGAUAUCACCAUAAGCUGUUUUUUUCUCCCUGUCCUUGUAUGUUUCUGUGAAAUAAAUACUAUUUUAUCACA